AUGGCAAUCGAUAUUCCCACCUUUGCCUCGACGCAGAUUUCGCUUCUGGCGGCGGAGCUCCAAGCUGAAGUGGACGAGACGUCGAUGCUAGUGUCGCUUCAUAGCCCGACUGCUCUCCAGCGCGCGGGGGUUGCGCUGACGAACCUGGCGGUUUUGUCGCAGAGGACGGGGUUGGGGGGGAAGACUGUUGUUGAGGUGGGGCCGGAUGGUGCGUUUAGUUGUUCGGGUGAUUUGCCCGAGCAUGGGAUUCGAAGUGGGGAUAUUGUCUUGCUGGCUGAGCAGCCGGCCGCCAGUGGGAAGAAGAGGGAGGUGAAGGAGUUGGAACGGAAGGGGGUUAAGGGGGUUGUGACGAGGGUGGGGAGGCAGGGUUUGGGGGUUGCUGUUGAGGAGGAUGGGGAGGGGGAGGGGGAGGUGGUGGGGGGGGAUAGGAGGGUUUGGAUUGUUAAGUUGGCUGAUGAGGUGACGUGGAAGAGGAUGAAUGGGACGAUGGAGAAGAUGGCCAAGAUGGCGGAGGGGGAGUACUCUUAUUUUAUGAGGGUUCUCUUUGGCCUGACCACACCUUCGCCUGUUCCAGAGGAUUUGAGCAAGGAUGAAGAGGUGGGAGAAGGAAAGAUAAAGUGGUUUGAUACCAGUUUGAACGAGUCGCAGAAGGAUGCUAUUAGGUUUGCGUUGAAGAGUCAGGAGAUUGCUCUUAUUCAUGGCCCGCCGGGGGUAAGUUUCUUUUUUUUUCUUGUUUUUUUCCCUUUUCCCUUUUUAUAUACCAACUUACCCCCCAAAAAGACAGGGAAAACCCACACCCUAAUCGAACUAAUCCUCCAACUCCUCGCCCUCAACUCCAACUCCCGCAUCCUCGUCUGCGGCCCCUCCAAUAUCUCGGUAGACAACAUCGUUGAGCGCCUCUCCCCGCACAAAAUCCCCUUGAUCCGCCUCGGCCACCCCGCCCGUUUGCUGCCCUCCGUCCUGAACCACUCUCUCGACGUCUUGACUCGCACCAGCGAGGCGGGGGCCAUCGUCAAGGACGUCAGGGCCGAAAUGGACGCCAAGCAAGCGUCUAUUCGAAAAACCCGCUCCGGGAAGGAGAGGAAGGCCAUCUACGCUGAUUUGAAGGAGUUGCGCAAGGAGUAUAGACAGCGAGAGAAAAAGUGCGUGAGUGAUCUCGUUGCCAAAAGCAAAGUCGUGCUCGCAACGCUUCAUGGCUCAGGGGGGUACCAAUUACGAGACGAAAAGUUUGACGUGGUGAUUAUUGACGAGGCGUCGCAGGCGUUGGAGGCGCAGUGUUGGGUUGCGUUGCUGUCAGCUAAGAAGGCAAUCUGUGCUGGUGAUCAUUUGCAGUUGCCGCCGACUAUCAAAAGCUUGAACUCUUCUUCUUCUUCUUCUUUUUUUUCUUCUUCAAAGACUUCUUCAAAGAAUUCUUCUACCUCUGGGGAGAAGAAGACUGCAAAGACCAAGAAAGACACCGCCGCGAGCAAUACCCCCCCAACUAUCCCGAAAGGUGCCACGUUGGAAACGACAUUGUUCGACAGGCUCCUCUCCCUCCACGGGCCCAAAAUCAAAAGGAUGCUCACCACCCAGUACCGGAUGCACGAAUCUAUCAUGCGGUUCCCUUCUGAUGAGCUAUAUGAAGGGAAGCUGAUUGCUGCGGAGGGGGUCAAGGCUAGGUUGUUGAACCAGCUGCCUGAUGUGAGGGAUGUUGAUGAGACGAGGGAGCCGUUGGUUUUUAUUGACACCCAGGGCGGGGAUUUUCCGGAGAAGACUGAGGAUGAGGAGGAGGAGGAGGAGAAGAAGAAGAAGGGAGUGACGAAGAGGAGUUUGUAUGGGGAUAGUAAGAGGAAUGAGGGGGAGGCGAUGUUGGUGAGGGAGCACGUGAGAUGUUUGGUGGAGGACGGGGGGGUGAGGGCCGAGGAUGUGGCGGUUGUUAGUCCGUAUAAUGCGCAGGUAUGUUUCUCUCUCACUUCUAUCCAAGCGGUUACAUUGGAGCUGCCAGGCACUGAUAGGACGACCAUGAGAUCAUUUGUCAUCGCUACCAGCAAACAACACCCCUCUCUUUCCUUCUCUCCUUCCAGAAUCCGGGGCCGAACAUGGACGAGGCUCGCCCUCCUGGCCCCCCUCAAAGAGCAAUACCCCGGCAUAGAACUCGGCUCAGUCGACGGGUUCCAAGGCCGGGAAAAAGAAGCAGUGAUCGUCACGCUUGUGCGAAGCAACUCGGACGGAGAGGUCGGUUUCCUUGCCGAGAAGAGAAGACUCAACGGUACGUUUAUUCUAUUUUAUUCUGGCGGAUUAGUUCGGGUAGAGAUGGGCGUCAAUGCGAGGGUGGCCAUGACACGGGCAAAGAGGUCGUUGACUGUGAUUGGGGAUUCGGAGACGGUCAAGAAAGGCAGCAAAUUCCUCAAAAAGUGGAUGGAGUUCUUGGAAGAGAAUGCAGACUUGCGCUAUCCGGACCUUGCUUCUCUCACGGCUGCUGCGGCUGCUGCUGCGAAGGCAUGA
Podospora anserina S mat+ is the source of this 2484-nucleotide messenger RNA. RefSeq lists its product as uncharacterized. The coding region runs from base 1 to 2484 and encodes 827 amino acids. Gene Ontology annotation, molecular function: RNA binding; 5'-3' DNA helicase activity. NCBI's taxonomy places the organism in Eukaryota, Fungi, Ascomycota, Sordariomycetes, Sordariales, Podosporaceae. The transcript has 6 exons. The record is from RefSeq and is a predicted model, not a curated record.